This is a messenger RNA of Moneuplotes crassus, 1414 nucleotides long. The record is from the annotation of a GenBank genome assembly. NCBI's taxonomy places the organism in Eukaryota, Ciliophora, Spirotrichea, Euplotida, Euplotidae.
UGUUAUUUCCCAACCCUUAUUGGCUUUCUCCUUCAGCAACCCCAACCUUAAUGGCACACGUGAAGCUUCUACAACUUAACUGAAAUAUCUCUAAACAUAAUUUCAAUAUAGUCUACGGAGCCAAACCUGAGAUUAAGGAAGACCCAAUAGAGUUCAAGUAGAGAACUACUUGUAAGACUUCUACCAACUUUUAGGAACAAAAGUGAGAGUACCCAGUCAUGGUAGAUUUUUCAGAAAUAAAGAAAAAUCCAUGGUCUUUGAUAUCCGAUUCCAUCUUGAACAGAUUUAGUGAUAAACAUAUGGUGCUACAAACCAGGACUUCUCAGAUCAGAAAUAAGAAAAAGGAAGUCAGGGAAUGUCUUAAUCUUACUAAGACUAAAUCUAAGAGGAAGACUGUCUUUAGAGAUCUCAAAGAGCCAGCGAGGCACCAAAGACAGUCUCAUAGAGUACAAUCUUGGAUAAGAAAAUAAAGACUUCAUAAGUAACAUAAAUAGGGAUGACUCAAACAAAGAGUGUACAAAUAAUUCAAUUUUCAAGUGGUGGAUACCACAAGGACAGACCAAAGUUAGACAAGAAAGCUAUGGAGCUAUCAGAGAGCUCCAGAAUAUAAAAUAAAUUAAAGCUGAAAGUUUUAAAAUUUAAAAAGCAAGUGACAGGACAAGCAUUAUUCCCAAGUUACAGUUUUAAAGGAAAUAGCCCAAUAAAAAUUCACAAUAUGGGUAAAAAUACUCAAAAUUCUACAGGAAAUAUUAACAUAAUCCUCCCUCCAAGAUUAAAUUUUCCUAAAAAUGGCAAAGAAAUUACCAAAAUCCAAUUAUCAGCACGGCCAAAUCUCACUCAAAAUGUGAAGAAAAUACUGUCACGUCAGACGUCUCUUGGAACCUCUAGGACCAGUUCCAAGGAAAAGACCUUCUUCGUGCCAUUACUGAACCGUCAAUCAAGAAUGCUUGUAAAGAAUGAAACAAAAUAAUAUCCAGCAUAAUUUGUCGAAGUCCGUUGCUACUCUAGAAAUUGCGGAUAGUGAUGAAAAUAAAGAUUUCUACUUUGCAAGAUCCUCGAGAAAUCCUGUAAAAGAGCCUACAGACAACCAGAUCUACAGAAGUUAUGCAGUCAGAAAAUCUGAAAUGAAGAAGCUAAAUUUCCGCAUGUCACAAACAUCAGACCAAAAUGGGGACAGAAAGAUAGUAUUCCCAAAGGGAUUUGAAAAAGAGAGGCGCAAAUCUCGAAUAAUACAAGCCCUAAAUUCCAGAAACGAUUGCUCGCAACUAUGAAUCCCGAAAAGGAUGAAGAAGCAAUGGAAGACAAUAGACAUAAGCCAGGAUAACAUUCCGAAUAUUCUGAAGGUUUCAGAUCUAGAAAAGAGUUAUUCAUAACAAAGUUAGCCUGCCCGUGUUCAAUUUUGUGAAUCCAUAAG